AUGUUCACAGUGACUCCUAAUGACUCUAAUUAUCGUCCGUGUCUCCUGCUUGCCCACAAGCCCAGCGGUGGCCAGGGUUGCCCUAGAGCCCCAGGUGUACUCAAGAGCUCCAGGGAUGCCCAGGUGUACCCAUACCCCAGGGAUGCCCUGGUGUGCCCAUACCCCAGGGGUGCCCUCGUGCCCCAGGUGUGCCCAUACUCCAGGGGUGCCCUCGUGCCCCAGGUGUGCCCAUACCCCAGGGGUGCCCUCGUGCCCCUGGUGUGCCCAUACCCCAGAGGUGCCCUCGUGCCCCAGGUGUGCCCAUACCCCAGGGGUGCCCUCGUGCCCCAGGUGUGCCCUCGUUCCCCAGGUGUGCCCUCGUUCCCCAGGUGUGCCCUCGUGCCCCAGGUGUGCCCUCGUGCCCCAGGUGUGCCCUCGUGCCCCAGGAGUGCCCUCGUACCCCAGGUGUGCCCAUACCCCAGGUGUGCCCAUACCCCAGGGGUGCCCUCGUGCCCCAGGUGUGCCCAUACACCAGGUGUACUCUCGUGCCCCAGGUGUGCCCUCGUGCCCCAGGUGUGCCCUCGUGCCCCAGGUGUGCCCUCGUGCCCCAGGUGUGCCCUCGUGCCCCAGGUGUGCCCUCGUGCCCCAGGGGUGCCCUCGUGCCCCAGGGGUGCCCUCGUGCCCCAGGUGUGCCCAUACCCCAGAGGUGCCCUCGUGCCCCAGGUGUGCCCAUACCCCAGGGUGCCCUCGUGCCCCAGGUGUGCCCUCGUGCCCCAGGUGUGCCCUCGUGCCCCAGGUGUGCCCUCGUGCCCCAGGAGUGCCCUCGUACCCCAG
Messenger RNA from Procambarus clarkii (red swamp crayfish), 813 nucleotides. Lineage: Eukaryota; Metazoa; Arthropoda; Malacostraca; Decapoda; Cambaridae. The record is from RefSeq and is a predicted model, not a curated record.